Coffea eugenioides is the source of this 3728-nucleotide messenger RNA. RefSeq names its product calmodulin-interacting protein 111. Gene Ontology annotation, cellular component: chloroplast; cytoplasm. Lineage: Eukaryota; Viridiplantae; Streptophyta; Magnoliopsida; Gentianales; Rubiaceae. Bases 1 to 3048 code for a protein of 1015 amino acids. The transcript is spliced from 11 exons. The record is from RefSeq and is a predicted model, not a curated record. Gene Ontology annotation, molecular function: ATP hydrolysis activity; ATP binding.
AUGCCCCCGAAAAGCAAAAAACAUUCUUCAAAGGCAGCCUUUUCCCCCUCUCCUUUAUCAGCCUCCAAAAACCCAGAUGAUGCAGAAAUCAGCAAUCAAGAAGAAGAGCUCUUAUGGGGUCUGGAAGAAGCUUCCAGAAAAUACCCAUCUCUUAUCUCUAAAACCGCUUUUAUUGGUAAAGUGUUUAACAAUGAUGCUGUUCAUGCUUCAAUUGGAACGGAAGCAUUUGAUAUCAAAGGGUGUAAAAUCUGGAUGUCGGAAUCCGCUAUGAUUGCUUCUUCUAUUCUUCCUGGAUCCCUUGUCUCGGUCUCUCUUGCUUCUUCAAGGAAACUUUCGAGUGGCCAUCCUUUGUGCUCUUUAGCAGAUGAAUGUGCAACGCAUUUCGGGUUUGAAUUUACUGAGAAAUUGGCUAAUGAUGUGGGCUGCUACUUCAUUCUUGCAACUGUUUUUCCUUCCAGUAAGCUUGUGAAGGAUGCAGUGCGCUUGUCUCCAAACCUUUUCCUUACCAUGGGUUGCCCUGCCUCAGGCCGGGCUUUGUAUGUUAAUUCCAUUCAGGAUCGACCGGUAAUGGGCGUUGGUGAAUUUGGCAAAUCACACAGAAUUAAUGAUUUUGGUCUUUCAUUGAACAACUGCAAGGAAUUAGAUUUAUCUUUUGUGUCGUCACAAACUAAAUUUGUGGCAAGUAGUAUGUCCUCCAAUAAUGGUCAUUUGACUGAAAGAACAAAUAUUCAAGAUGUAAAUAGUAAGAUUGCAUCCCCAAAGACCCCAUAUUUUUCUCAAUCAAAACUGAAGUCUCCAAUUAGUGGACGCUUCAGUAUGCCAAACUUUGAAGACUCAAGAUCAGAUUCAUCCCGCUUACAAGAGAUGUCAGAGGAUAUAUUUGAUGUGAAGGAUAUUUUAGAGGAUGAUGAUGUCAGAAAACUUUUGCAGACGUGCUGUACUUCAUGGUUAUUUUCUCGAUUUUUGCUGUGUGGAAACCUUUUGGCCAUUCCAAUACUCUCAGGGCUUUGCAUUUUCCAUGUUAUAGGAGUCAGUAGUUUGUCUACAGAAAGUAAGAGAUUGACUGAGAACAGCUGUUGCAACUUGACAUCUCAAAUGGUUGACCAAGUGGAUCAUAUUGUAGAUGCCUAUUUUGUUGAUCGUGGAACCAAAGUUAGUAUACAUUUACCAAGGCAUUCUGCACCGGAAACUCCAUUAAAAAGAUCUUCAAUGUGGUUGGAACCUGUACGUCAGAGUUUCAUUGCUAAGGAGGGAGAUGACUUGCCAAAUUUGGGAGGUCUUACCGUGGAGUUUGGAGUUCUGAAAGAGAUAAUUGUUACAUCAGCAGUCAGGUGUAAUUUAUCCAGUUUGGGCUUGCGACCUACAAAAGGCGUGAUUCUUCAUGGCCCACCUGGAACAGGAAAGACUUCUCUGGUUAGGUUGUGCGCUCAUGAGGCUGGUGUAAACUUAUUUUCUGUCAAUGGACCUGAAAUCAUAAGUCAGUAUUAUGGAGAGAGUGAAAGAGCAUUGCAUGAGGUCUUUGAUUCGGCUAGCAAAGCUGUACCAGCUGUGGUUUUCAUUGAUGAGUUGGAUGCUAUUGCACCUGCACGUAAAGAUGGUGGUGAAGAGCUAUCUCAAAGAAUGGUAGCGACAUUGUUAAAUUUGAUGGAUGGGAUUGGCAGGAGUGAUGGGCUUGUUGUCAUAGCUGCAACUAAUCGGCCUGACACUGUUGAUCCUGCACUUAGACGGCCUGGAAGAUUUGACAGAGAAUUAGAAAUUGGUGUUCCAUCUCCCAAACAGCGCCGUGAGAUACUGCUUGUACUUCUCAGUAAAAUAGAGAACUCUCUUUCAGAAUCAGAUGUUCAGCAUCUUGCCACAGCUACACAUGGUUUCGUUGGUGCCGAUCUAGCUGCACUAUGUAAUGAAGCAGCUUUGGUUUGUCUUAGACGCUAUGUUGAUUUGAGUGUCUCAGAUGUUGGUUCAGAGUGUGAUCCAUCAAUUGAUGUAAAUGAUGGUUGUUCUCAUGCUGAUAUGACAAACUGUUGUGACCUUCCGGUAAAUAAUUUGGAGGAUUUGUCAUCAUCUAUUUCAAAUUUGCAUAUUUCGUCUGAAGCUACAGAUUAUAUCGAAGUAGGUGGGACUUGUGCAUCUGGAACUCCUGUUUUAAGGGUGACUUCUGAAGAUUUUGAAAAGGCUAGGAUGAAAGUUAGGCCAAGUGCCAUGAGAGAGGUAGUACUCGAGAUACCAAAGGUUAGCUGGGAAGAUGUUGGUGGCCAGAGAGAGGUUAAGAUGCAGCUGAUGGAAGCUGUUGAAUGGCCUCAAAGGCAUCAUGAUGCUUUCCAGCGCAUUGGAACUCGGCCCCCUACUGGAGUUUUGAUGUUUGGUCCUCCAGGAUGCAGCAAAACUCUCUUGGCACGUGCAGUAGCUUCAGAAGCUGGAUUGAAUUUCCUUGCUGUAAAAGGUCCAGAACUUUUUAGCAAAUGGGUUGGUGAAUCAGAGAAGGCUGUAAGGUCUCUAUUUGCAAAGGCGAGGGCAAAUGCUCCUUCAAUCAUAUUCUUUGAUGAAAUAGAUGGCCUAGCCGUGAUCCGUGGGAAAGAAAGUGAUGGAGUUUCAGUUUCUGACCGUGUUAUGAGUCAACUACUUGUUGAAUUGGAUGGUUUACAUGAGAGAGUUAAUGUCACCGUCAUUGCUGCGACCAAUCGACCAGAUAAGAUUGACUCUGCUCUUCUGAGACCAGGACGCUUUGAUCGGCUGCUAUAUGUGGGGCCUCCAGGCAAGAAAGAUCGUGAGGAAAUAUUCCGUGUUCAUCUCCGUAAAAUGCCAUGCAGUUCUGAUGUGUCCAUUAAAGAGCUUGCGCUUCUUACAGAAGGUUACACUGGUGCAGAUAUAUCCCUUAUUUGCCGUGAAGCAGCUAUUGCUGCUAUUGAGGAGGACUUUAAUGCAUCAGAGGUAACUAUGAAGCAUUUGAAGGCUGGAAUUAUGCAAGUACCACCGUCUGACAUUUUAUCCUAUGAAGAGCUCUCAAAUAAGUUUCAGAGGCUUGUGCACUCAAGUGCUGAAGAUGUCUAGGAAAGCAAAUUGUCAUCAAAGUAAAUGAACUCAAAUUUCUUUCUGAUAGAAUCAAGUUCUCUUUUGAAGGUUCAAGUGUUGAUCCUAGUCUGCAACACAAGGCAUGCUGCAUUUCGAGGAUGAACCUCUUGGCUUGGAACUUUUCGCCAACGCAUGCAAUGAGAAAUUGCAUGCCAAAAAAGAAGGUUGCAGCUUUUCCAGUGAUGAAAGGUGUACACCUUGAGCCUCGUAGGUCGUGUGGAUGAACCAUUUUGCAAGGCAAUCAAGAACAUAUUGGGUUUUACUGACAUCUCAAAUAAAUUCAAGAAACAUAUUCGAAGAAAUUCUGACCCCCAGUUGGAAUGGUUUGUGGGUUCCGAACAGCUAUAGCAGCCGAACCUAAUAAGAUAGCAAUUACAACCUAGUACUUGGCCGUGGGCUUAGAAACCCCCUAUUUGCCAAUAGAAAUGUUGGCCUACUUCCACACCAGAUAUACUCACAACAUUCUUGGAUUCAUAUGUCAUCAUACUAAAACAAGAAGAUGCUGACCGGUGAUGUGAGAACUUUUGGUCCCUAGAGUUUUAAUAGUUUGUACUGUUGUAUAGUAUGUAUUGGAGCAAUUAGGUUUGGAUAUCCAACUAAUUUAGCUCUUGUUCAUAAUCAUGUGCAGUGAUAUGUAAUGCCACAUGCGUUCCCUUUCC